Molecule: messenger RNA, 4570 nt
Organism: Lepisosteus oculatus (spotted gar)
Lineage: Eukaryota; Metazoa; Chordata; Actinopteri; Semionotiformes; Lepisosteidae
Gene: angptl2b
Product: angiopoietin-like 2b
Source: RefSeq, a predicted model, not a curated record
CAAAAAAGACUGACUCUCCGAGCUGUGGAGCAGAAGUGAUGGACUCUGCGCCAGGAGGCCAGCAAGCCGCAGCUCCAGGGCUCUGUACAGCAGCACACUGCUGAAGGCUGGCCAUGCAGCAACAUUGAAGAGCCACAUCUUUCAGCAAACUCCAGCAGAGAGAAAUACACAGCACGUUUAGGACAUUUUAGAGUAUUUAUCUACUGAUCUAUUCCCAGAAGAAAAGAACAAGGCUUCCCUUCAUGCCUGCAGGAUCAUAGAGGGGUCACAGAGAUUCGAGUCGUCUCUGGGGCUGCGUCCAGAGCCCGUGUGGGUGUCCAGGGUCUGAAGGCUUCGGACAGCUGACCACCACCAGGAGCAGCGGCAGGCAGACAGAGGAAGAGCGAAUUCCAGGAUCAGCCUCCACCACUGGGAUGACAUUUUUCCCUGAGGCUUUUCGGACAGUACUGGAAGGACAGCAGAGGAUCUAAAGGGAAAACUUAUCUGGCAAACAGCAAUACGGGAGCCACUGCCACCUGGACAAGCACUCACACGAGCGGUCACGCACGCGCACGCGCCAUGAGGCUCCCAGCUGUGGUCAUCCUUGUCCUGCUGUGGACGGACUCAGGAGCUCAAGCAGGCCAAACGCAGGAGUUCGAGACCAGCGAGGACGGGGAGCUCCUGUACACCCGGCGGCACAAGCGAGCCCCUGCCCCUGAGCCCGAGCCCCAGGACAAGUGCUCGUACACCUUCAUCGUGCCGCAGCAGAAGGUGAAGGGCGCCAUCUGCGUCAACUCCAAGGAGCCGGAUGCGGUGCUGGAGAACCGCGUGAACAAGCAGGAGCUGGAGCUGCUGAACAGCGAGCUGCUGAAGCAGAAGAGGCAGAUCGAGACCCUGCAGCAGCUGGUGGAGGUGGACGGGGGCAUCGUCAACGAGGUCAAACUGCUGCGCAAGGAGAGCCGCAACAUGAACUCCCGCGUGACUCAGCUCUACAUGCAGCUCCUGCACGAGAUCAUCCGCAAGAGGGACAACGCCCUGGAGCUCUCGCAGCUGGAGAACAAGAUCCUCAACCAGACCUCCGAGAUGCUGCAGCUCACCAACCGCUACAAGGACCUGGAGCACAAAUACCAGCACCUGGCCUCGCUGGCCAACAACCAGUCCAUCCUCAUCGCGCAGCUGGAGGAGCACUGCCAGAGGAUGCCCAUCACCAUCCGCCCCAUCCCCCAGCCGCCCCCCUCCCAGCCCAACAAGCACUACCAGCCACCCACCUACACCCGCAUCACCAACCAGAUCACCAACGAGAUCCAGGGAGACCAGAACCUCAAGGCCCUGCCACCCCCACUGCCCACCAUGCCCAGCGUCACGCACAGCCCCUCCACCACCAACAAGCCCUCCGGGCCCUGGAAGGACUGCCUGCAGGCCCUGGAGGACGGCCACGACACCAGCGGCAUGUACCUGGUGAAGCCGGAGAACGCCAACCGGCUCAUGCAGGUGUGGUGCGACCAGAGGCACGACCCCGGGGGCUGGACCGUCAUCCAGAGGAGGCAGGACGGCUCCGUCAACUUCUUCCGCAACUGGGAGAUCUACAAGCAAGGCUUCGGCAACAUCGACGGGGAGUACUGGCUGGGCCUGGAGAACAUCUACUGGCUGACCAACCAGGGCAACUACAAGCUCCUGGUGACGCUGGAGGACUGGUCCGGCCGCAAGGUGUUUGCGGAGUACGCCAGCUUCCGGGUGGAGUCCGAGGCGGAGUACUACAAGCUGAGGGUGGGCCGCUACCACGGCAACGCGGGGGACUCCCUCACCUGGCACAACGGGAAGCAGUUCACCACCCUGGACAGAGACCACGACGUCUACACAGGAAACUGUGCCCACUACCAGAAGGGAGGGUGGUGGUACAAUGCCUGCGCCCACUCCAACCUGAACGGCGUGUGGUACCGGGGCGGGCACUACCGCAGCCGCUACCAGGACGGCGUCUACUGGGCCGAGUUCAGAGGGGGCGCCUACUCGCUGAAGAAGGUGGUGAUGAUGAUCCGGCCCAACCCCAACACCUUCCAUUAAAAACCACACCAGCUACAAAGCACACGCGCGUGGACACCAGGAACUACAGCGUGUCUCUUCCUAGCGAUGUCCUGCCUGUUCACUUGUUUCUCAGAAAAGUGCAAUUUUACAGCGUUUCGUUUUCUGUUGUAUGUUCUUGUGUACGUGUUUAUGUUCUGCAAGUAUCUAGAUGAUCACCAGUGGAAACACGAUUCACAUGCCAAGCUCAUGAAGACAGCUGGAGCCCUCUCUCUGCGCUCCAAAGGGUUCAGACCAGCCCAGCAGAAUUCCUAGCGGGAGUGAGUUCCCAGAGGGAAGGAGACUGAGCUUCUGUGCCACUGGGAGAUUCUGCUACUGUGCAGAAGAACACUUCAAACCAGCUCAGCGCCAAAGAGCACUAAAAGACUUCCUUUGUUUCCAUUUGCAUUUUUUUAAACUUUGGGUCCCACACAAUGAUUUGUGCAGCACUCCUGCGGUGAUAAGUGAGAAUGUGAAGCUGUCUAUUUACAUCUGCAGUCCAAUACAACAACAAAAAAAAGAGUGAAGACCCCAGCGAUGUUUCAGCCAGUUUGUGACGGAACAUCUGGGAAAAGGAAACUCUGGCAUCCAGUUAGACCAGCAGUAGUGACCCAACAAUGUAGCUCCAAGUCCUGAUCUGUAUAAUACUGCUUAAAUAUAUUUUUUUAAAAAGACACAGGAACAUGUAUCCAGUGAUAUCAUGUAAAACAUUCAUAGGAAGUUAGCUUGACUGUUUAAAUCAAACAAACAUCCUGUUUAAGUGAAAGCUUUGGCUAUUUAUUUGGUAUGAGCAAAGUUUUAAUAAUGUUUCCUGAGACACGCUUCUGCCAGGUGCAUCCACAGCACAGAAUAUGAACUGAUGUCAGGGGAGCAGCACAGGGCUGCUCAACAGUGCCAGGGGCAGGGCUGGGAUUAGUGCUCCAGCACUCAGCUCCCACUGAAAACAGCACCUCCUAGGUCUUUCCAGGUGCCUGCAGACUCCUGGUAAACACCCGUGAGGGACUCCCAGCUCCUCCGGUUGGCACUGAACCUCCUGCACUUCCCUGCAGAGCUCACAGUGUCCAGAGGUGGCGGGCCUGGUGGGCGGGCGGGCCAGGGGAGCACUUCCUCCUGUUCCCCCCAUGUGUGUACAGGGGGCGCCACUGUGGCGGUCCUGGAUUCUACAUUGCAUGUGUAUACAGUGUAAUCAAAACCAUUAGUAGCUCACUUUAAAAAAAAAAAAGAUUAAGAAGACAUUACUCAGAUCCCUAAAUACAGCCCAGUUGCACAGCUUUAGGUCAUUACUACACAGCAUCAAACACAGGAAUGGCUCACUGAAGGUCUUGAACCCUGUUUUUCCAUGACUCAGUCAUGGGAGUGAUUUCCAAGAGGGGUUUAAUCUGCAGAUGCAUUUUCAUUCUGAUGUUUAAAGAAAUGACAAACUGUUCAUAAACCAUCAAUAUCCUGAUGAGGGACAGAAAAAGGCAGACAGGAGGGGACUGCGGUAGAAAAAGUUCAGCUCUCCCAAAGCACCAGCUGAAAGAACUGAGAAAACCAACAAGAUGCCAAGUACAGCUCUAACCACGUUCCUCCAGCUUAGGUUAGUCUUUGAGCAGCUGACUAUGAUUAAGUAGAAAGAGGGGGUUUCUCUUCACAUUCUGCACUACAUUUCCUUGCCCUCUAAAUCUGUGUGAUUGACAAAACAAGUCUAUCAUGACAGGUGCAGAAUAGCUCCCUGUUUCACUUCCUCAUAAAAAGACAACAAGGACACCCAGCAGCUCUGUCACCCAGCAAGCCCUGCCUGCCAGGGGGCUGGAGACCCACAGAGGCCUGGCGACAAACCGUGUGCACCAUGUAGUCAUAAAGGAGACGACUUGCUUCAAAGGCAAGUGAAUACAUUCAGGUGGAAAUUUCAGUUAAGAACAGUACUGAGAUAGAUAUAAUUUCAUUAACGAUGUAUAGAAUAGAUCGUCUAUCUCAGUGUGGUCCCUACACCGAGCAUUCCUGAAGUGGGUCUUUCGUAUUUCCGGACGCACGGAGGGUGUUUGGGUGAAUGAGAGCCUCAGAUCUCCCCCUGCUCUGCAUGCAAAGGCUCUGUGUGGAGAUGAGAAGCAUCACCACCGGUGCCGCCUGUUAACAGGAACUCCAGCAGCCGAGCUCCCCAAUUCAGGUCCAUCUAAGGGUGCACCUUGGGCUUCAUCGUCUUGCUGACAGAGUUAAUAAAACCCCCCAAGUCAUCCAUUAGAGUCUUUCAAAAUUUAUAUUCAGCUUCCUUAAACUAACAUGAGUCCUUGGAAGACCCACUAUAUCAGUUUUUAUUUCAGAGUUGAAAAUCCCCUUUAAUGAUUAUUUUUUUUUAUUCCAUAACCUUGAGUAUCUGUCAUGAACAGCAGUGUACUGUAUGUACAGUAUAAAUUAAUCGUAGGUUACAUGAGAGAGAUAUUACCUGUCUUUUCUGUACAUAGGAAGUCACCUUAUUAAAAUAUUUUUGUAAUAUAAUGUAUCAUUCUCCCAUGUAUGGCCGAUCUGUUACAAUAAACUUCAUGUACAGCUA